This is a messenger RNA of Cryptomeria japonica (Japanese cedar), 2886 nucleotides long. RefSeq names its product receptor-like protein EIX2. Lineage: Eukaryota; Viridiplantae; Streptophyta; Pinopsida; Cupressales; Cupressaceae. The transcript has a single exon. Gene Ontology annotation, molecular function: protein binding. The record is from RefSeq and is a predicted model, not a curated record. Bases 1 to 2886 code for a protein of 961 amino acids.
AUGAUUUAUACAUUCGUCAAUGGAUGCCCAACUGAAGAAAGAAAGUACUUGCUAGAUUUCAAAGGAAGCCUCGUCGAUCCCACUGGUCGCCUGUCAUCGUGGAAGGGCUACAAUUGUUGCCAGUGGACGGGCAUUCGUUGCGACUUCCAUUCAGGCCAUGUCAUCAGCCUUCAUCUCAAAACCCCCUUUGCUAGUAAUUACUGGGACAAUCCCAAAAUUCUUAGUGGGGCGAUACAUCCAUCGCUGUUUAAUCUGCAGAACCUUGAGCAUCUGGAUCUCGGAUACAAUGAUUUCAGUGGUACUUCCAUAUCUCCUCAAUUGGCAAAACUCCAGAGCCUUUCCUUCCUUAGCUUGGCAAAUGCUGGAUUUGGAGGUGAGGUCCCUGUGGAGUUGGGCAAUAUUACAACCUUGCGCCACCUGGAGAUCUCUGUCGGUUCUUCUUUGUCCUUGAACGAUACUGCUCUCCAGAGUAGGAAGUUUGCAGGAUGGAUACGAAACCUGCAAAGCUUGGAGUACCUUGCAAUGGAUAGUGUGAAUCUGUGGAUGGCAAGUGAACACUUGUGUAAUGCCCUCAGGAGCCUCCCUAAUCUUCGGGAGAUUCACCUCGCUGAUUGUGGACUUUCAGGUACAAUACCUUCUCUCCUAAACUUCACUCACCUAUCCCAUCUCGAUCUUUCAUCCAAUCCAUUUAAUUAUUCCCUGUUGCCUGCUUGGUUUCAGAAUGUAUCGUCCAUGGUUUCCCUCGAUCUCCGUUCAUGUGGUUUCGACGGAUUCAGUAUCCCGUCAAACCUUUUGUAUCGUUCAAACCUGAGAUAUCUUGACCUGUCAGAUAACUCGUUGGAAGGAGACCUUUCUUUCCUUCUAUACCAAUCUUCCUCAAUAGCCAACCUUUACCUCCAGGACAACAGUUUAGACGGAGUAAUUCCUCCUUUCUUUGUUAACUUUACUAAACUUAAGAACUUGGUUCUGGCGAAUAACUACUUAACAGGAGAUAUACCUUUCUUUGGAUCUGCACUUACAGUAAUAGAUCUUUCCCAAAACAAAUUGACGGGCAAUAUACCACCCUCUAUUGGUUGUCUUCCUCUACUGAGAAGCCUCAAUCUGGAAAAUAAUCGGCUCUCAGGAAAAAUACCAGAUACCGUUUCAAAGCUUGCUAGAUUAGAAAAAUUGAAACUUUCUUCCAAUAAUUUAACGGGGAGCUUUUCCCUUUCGUUGAUUGAUAAUUUAACUCAGCUUCGAGAAUUGAACCUUUCCAGCAAUAGCUUUACAAUUAACAUUUCUUCAACUUGGAUUCCAGCGUUUGCCCACCUGGAGUUCCUGGGAUUGAGUUUUUGCAAUAUUGAUGGUGGUUUUCCUGCUUUUUUGUCUACUCAAUACUCAUUUCUAGACUUGGACCUCUCACAUAACAACAUUGUAGGAAAAAUUCCUAAUUGGCUAUGGGAUCUUCCCGCUCUUGAAGUGCUGCUCCUUUCAAACAACCAGUUACAAGGUUAUUUGCCCUCAGUAAUAUCGAAAGGCUUCGCCUUCGUGGACUUGAAAAGAAACAAGCUACAAGGUUCCCUUCCAUCUUUGGAGAACUCGAUGGGUUUAUUGGAUGUGUCAGAGAACAAUUUUAGCGGUCCCAUUCCUACAAUAAUGAAAGCUGAUAGUUUAGUUUUGUCAAGCAAUAAUCUGACUGGAGAAAUUCCAAGUUCAUUCUGCACAAACACUAUUCAGAUUCAAAUUCUGGACCUGUCAAAGAACAAUUUGAGGGGCACCAUUCCUCCAAAUUUGGGGAGAUGCGAGUACAUGACAAUUUUAAAUUUGGCUCAGAAUGAUCUGCAGGGGGAGAUACCAGAGCAAAUAGGAAAUCUGAGCUCUCUUCGUACACUAAGUCUCUAUGGCAACAAUUUACAAGGUUCCAUUCCUUCAUCCAUUAUAAAUUGCUCAUUCCUAGAAGUAUUUGAUGUAGGAAGCAACUUAAUUGAAGGGAACAUUCCGGUUUGCAUUGGAGAGCUGAGAUGGCUCCGAAUCCUGAACUUGGCUUCAAAUAAACUUGAAGGCACUGUUCCUGCAUUCUUACUUGGUCUGAAGCUUUUACAGAUUUUAGAUUUAUCCCACAAUUGUUUGUCAGGACCUAUUCCUAUAAAUCUAGGAAAUCUAGAUGGUAUGAUCCAUGAAUCACAUAAUGAUGAAUCAGAGUUUGCUUCGCUUGUCCCAGUUAUUGAUACAGUUUAUGGAAAUAAAUUCAUGAUCUGGGAUCAAGUUACUCUUUGGGUUAAAGGACGGCCAAGUUCAUAUGAAAAGAUAUUCAAGGAAUUUACAUUUAUAGACCUAUCUAACAACACGCUAUCGGGCCAAAUUCCUCCAGAAGUAGGUCUUCUCAAGAAUUUAAAUGCUUUGAACCUUUCAAGAAACCAGUUGAGUGGUUCCAUUCCAGAAUCUGUGGGAGCCUUGGUUAAAUUGGAGUCCUUGGAUCUCUCAGCAAACAAAUUGUCUGGAAAGAUUCCCUCAGAACUUCUGAACCUCGCAUUCCUCGAGGUUCUGAAUGUUUCAGACAACAUGGUUUCGGGUUUGAUACCCCAAGGCAAACAAUUUUCAACUUUUGAGGCUUCUUCUUUUGCAGAAAAUCGAGAUCUACAUGGAUCUCCAUUAGAAAAUAGAACCUUUAGCCCUGGUUUUGAUGGGAAAGGUAUACCAGGCAUCCAAGAAGAAUUGGAUAACAGGGAGAAAGAGGCAGAGGAAGAAGAAGAUAAAAUGAAGAGAUGGUGGGCAGUGGGGGUGGGAUUGAGUUAUGGGAUGGGAUUUGCCACUGUAAUUGCAGUGCUGUGCUUCCGAAUAAGAUGGAGAUACGAAUAUUUCAGUUUUCUGGAUAGUCUUAUGCCACACCUCUUUGGACGGCAUUGA